UUCCCAGUACACACACCACACCACACCACACCACCAUUUAUUACUAGAGAGAGUGAACUCGUCAGUGGCAGUGCAGUGCAGCACGGUGGCACAUGGCCGCGGACAGAGGCCGUCGUCCACGGUGUCCAGCAAUGUCGGCAGCAGCAGCGCCGCGGAGCAGCAGCAGGAGGAGGAGCGAGUUCUUGCUGCUGCUCGCGGCGGCGGCGGUGGCGGCAGAGACGGUGGUGUCGGCGGCGGCGGCGGCGGGGUUUGGCUGCCGGGCGGGGACACGGCCGGUGGUGUUCAACUUCGGGGACUCCAACUCGGACACGGGCGGGAUGGCGGCGGCCAUGGGGUGGCGCAUCAGGCCGCCCGAGGGCCGCGCCUUCUUCCACCACCCCACCGGCCGCUUCUGCGACGGCCGCCUCACCAUCGACUUCCUCUGUGAAAGGUUGAACAUAAGUUAUUUGAGUCCGUACCUGAAGGCAUUGGGUUCUGACUACAGUAAUGGUGCAAAUUUUGCCAUUGCCGGUUCAACGACAUUACCACGGGAUGCUCUUUUUGCAUUGCACAUACAGGUGCAGCAAUUCUUAUACUUCAGAGAUAGAUCCUUAGAGCUCAUCAGUCAAGGUCUCCCUGGUCCAGUCGAUGCUGAAGGGUUCCAAAAUGCUCUAUAUAUGAUAGAUAUAGGGCAGAACGAUAUUAAUGCUCUUCUUUCCUACUUGUCUUAUGAUCAAGUAGUUGCAAGGUUCCCCCCGAUACUAGCUGAGAUCAAGGAUGCUAUCCAGACUUUGUAUAGCAACGGGAGCCGGAACUUCUGGAUUCAUGGAACAGGGGCCCUUGGCUGCCUGCCUCAGAAGCUCUCCAUUCCUCGGAAGAACGACAGCGAUCUCGAUUCAAAUGGUUGCCUCAAGACCUACAACAGAGCUGCGGUCGCGUUCAACGCGGCGCUAGGCAGCCUCUGCGAUCAGCUGAGCGCGCAGAUGAGAGACGCGGCCAUCGUCUACACCGAUCUGUUCCCUCUCAAGUAUGACCUUGUGGCGAACCACACCAAAUACGGUUUCGACAAGCCGCUGAUGGCAUGCUGUGGAUAUGGUGGAUCACCUUACAACUACAAUAUCAGCGUGAGCUGCCAGUCCAAGAAUGCGAGUGUCUGUGACGAUGGCUCAAAGUUCGUUAGCUGGGACGGUGUGCACCUCACUGAGGCUGCCAAUGCCAUUGUGGCUCAAGGCAUACUCAGCUCUGACUACUCCAGACCCAAGAUCAAGUUUGAUCAGUUCUGCAGACUCUGAUGAUAGAUACUGUACUUUUAAUACAUUUCCAGUUCAGGGGGAAAAAAUAUAGGAGAAUGAGAGAGGUGGCAUUUCAUUUCAGGGUCCAAAAUGGACCUUCAUGUGUGACAAUAAUUGCUUUGUUCAAUUGCAAGGGGAUAUGAUUAAAUUGAUGCAAUACAAUUUUGUUCCCCUUUCUAUUAACGUGGCAAUGUAACAUCUGAAAUUAGUUGCUUUUGCCUGUGUUGUUAUUCCGUCC
Molecule: messenger RNA, 1509 nt
Organism: Oryza brachyantha (malo sina)
Lineage: Eukaryota; Viridiplantae; Streptophyta; Magnoliopsida; Poales; Poaceae
Product: GDSL esterase/lipase LIP-4-like
Exons: 5
Coding region: 93-1271 (392 amino acids)
Molecular function (GO): hydrolase activity, acting on ester bonds
Source: RefSeq, a predicted model, not a curated record